UCGAGUAGGAGUUCUCUAGUUAGACAUCUCUACCCCAAGAUAACACAGGAAUCCUGAAACUACUAAAUAGCUUCUAACUUCUAAUAUGAUAUGUCAACCGUUUCUGAAAAGGAGAGCAUUGCUGGUGAUUGCGUCACACAGUGCGUAACUUUACGUAAAGACGUCACGGACCCGGAAGGGCAGUAUCUUUACGAUAAGAAAAACAGCGUUACGCCUAUGCUUUCAGAUUAAACAGCCCGAAAGCGCUUUUCUCUUUUGUUUGACUGUGGUGGAAACUCAACCCUCAAGGCACAAGCUCACUUCUGCAGACAUGUCUUAUGGCAAAGCAGAGACCUACCGCUCCGUCCCACGGGACUUUAACACCCUAAUACAAACAUGCAGCUCCAACAUUCAAAAGAUCACACAAAACACUGCUCAAAUCAAAAGCAUGGUGAACCAACUGGGAACCAGACAGGACAACAGUGAACUCCAGGAUUGUUUGCAGCAAAUUCAACACUACACAAAUCAACUGGCAAAGGAAACAAACAAACACCUAAAAGAGCUCGGAUCAAUCCCUUUGGCUACAUCACCCUCAGAGCAAAGGCAGCAAAAAAUCCAGAGGGAGCGGUUGAUGAAUGAUUUCUCAGCUGCUCUCAACAACUUCCAAGCAGUGCAGCGACGUGCUGCAGAGAAAGAGAAGGAGUCUGUUGCCAGAGCGAGAGCUGGAUCCCGCAUGUCAAAUGAAGACAGCUCUCGUGAUGAGAAGCUUGUUUCUUUUGAUAACCAGGAGGACUGGGGUCAAAUGACCAUGCAGGCAGAGGAAGUGGCUAUCACAGAGGAGGACCUGGAGCUGAUCAAGGAGAGAGAGACAAACAUUAGACAGCUGGAGUCUGACAUUAUGGAUGUGAACCAGAUCUUCAAAGACUUGGCAGUGAUGAUCCAUGAUCAGGGAGAGAUGAUUGAUAGCAUUGAGGCCAAUGUGGAGAACGCUGAGGUCCAUGUCGAACGAGGAACCGAGCAGCUCCAACGAGCCAGUUACUACCAGGCAGCAAAAGUCCCGGAAGAAAAUGUGCAUCCUUGCUAUGGUUUGUUCCAUCGUGCUCGUCAUACUUGGCAUUAUCAUCUGGCAAGCUGCUGCUAAGUGAAACCCAUCACUGUUAGGAUAUAUCUCACCCCCUUCACCUGCAAGGACUUGCUUAAAGAAGCGGAUCCCUUCAGUCCUCAGUGGGUGGCUCUGUACAGAGGCUACUCACUGAGUGUAGUCACCUGAUCUGAUCCAGCCUGUGUUUGUCAAGUAGCUGAAAAAAAGGGGCGGUGUAGAUGUCAGAAUCCCUAAUUUUGCUCUCAACUAUUUCUUUAUUAAUUGCUACACUAACUCCUAGCUACUGUAUCCAACUGUAUUUCAAAUGUUAUUGUGAUAAUUGCAGAAGAGGCAAAAAUAAGAAAGCUUUGGGUUAGGGUUUGUAAAUAUGGUUUGUCUUUGCCUGUUGUGGUAUUAUCCUGUGGUGUGAAGGCAGUGGAAUGCUGCAGGGCCUCUAUGUGGCUCCUGACCUUCACAUGACAUGGACUCGUGAUGUCUGCUGGUAACGGCAGUUGUAGUUUUUCUGUACUAUAUGAAGCUAUUGUCUGUAUAUAGCACUCAGUCAAACAUCAUGAAUGAUAACGUGCGUCCAAAAUGUCUUGAGAACAUUUUAAAAUGGAUUUGUAUGACUCCCGACAUAAAAAAACACCUUGAGCUGUUAUUGAGGUGAGGUAAACAUAAUAAAUGUCUAAACCCUUUUAACACCCA
Molecule: messenger RNA, 1768 nt
Organism: Betta splendens (Siamese fighting fish)
Lineage: Eukaryota; Metazoa; Chordata; Actinopteri; Anabantiformes; Osphronemidae
Product: syntaxin-12-like
Exons: 10
Coding region: 311-1120 (269 amino acids)
Biological process (GO): vesicle-mediated transport; vesicle fusion; intracellular protein transport
Cellular component (GO): SNARE complex; postsynaptic recycling endosome; endomembrane system
Molecular function (GO): SNAP receptor activity; SNARE binding
Source: RefSeq, a predicted model, not a curated record